UACGAAAGAUAUCAGUCAUUAAAGAGCGCUUAGAGUGCUAUAUUCAAAUUAGGCAUCCAAGAAACCACCUCUGCAGAGUGAUGAAAUUCAAGCUGUUUGCUUCAGCGAUUUUUCUUUCGGCGGCGAUUCUAUCGUCACAAGCUCAACUGUUGUGUUACCACUGCGAUGACUGCCUCGUAGAUGUUGCCGUAAUUCAGCCAUGUGGCUUCGGAGAUACCGUUCUUACACCACCAACAUGGGAUCAAACUGUAUCUGAUGGUGCUACAAAUCCACUAGAUCCCAUAUUAACUCCUCCAGGUGGCGAUGUAGGAGGUAGCACUUCAAAUCCGUUAGACCCAAUACUGACCCCUCCGGGUGGCGAUGUAGGGGGUAGCACGUCAAAUCCGUUAGACCCAAUAAUAACUCCUCCAGGUGGCGAUGUAGGGGGUAGUACUUCAAAUCCGUUAGACCCAAUAAUAACUCCUCCAGGUGGUGAUGUAGGAAGUAGCACUUUAAAUCCGUCGGACCCAAUACUGACUCCUCCGAGUGGCGAUGUAGUGGGUAGCACUUCAAAUCCGUUAGACCCAAUAAUAACUCCUCCAGGUGGCGAUGUAGGAGGUAGCACUUUAAAUCCGUCAGACCCAAUACUGACACCUCCGAGUGGCGAUGUAGGUAGCGGCACUAGCAUAGCAAAUCCGAUUGAUCCUAUUCUCACCCCACCAACAAAUCCGAAAGAAGCUGGCGUGGCGGAUGAUCAACAGUAUGUCUGCCUAAUGGCUAGUUCUAUGGUCGAUAAUCGUCGAGUAAUUCGUCGUGGGUGUACUCCACUAGGUGCUACUAGUGACGAAACGUGCCUACGAGCAACCGGAGGAGCCCACAGAGAGUGUGCCAUUUGUGAUAGCCAACUUUGUAAUUCGGGUGUCUGAAUUUAGUGCCUAUAUGUUUAUCACUUGAAUUAUAGAAGUGUAAAAAAUUCAAAGAAAAAAAUUAUCUCGCAGGUAUCUGUACCAGCGGGAUGUUUCGAA
This is a messenger RNA of Wyeomyia smithii (pitcher-plant mosquito), 1004 nucleotides long. RefSeq names its product mucin-20-like. The coding region runs from base 81 to 905 and encodes 274 amino acids. The transcript has 3 exons. The record is from RefSeq and is a predicted model, not a curated record. Lineage: Eukaryota; Metazoa; Arthropoda; Insecta; Diptera; Culicidae.